AUUAGAUUGGAAUAAUUUUUAUUCACAUAUUUCUUUAUAAUCACAGUGAAGAGAUGACCCAGCGGGGCGUUGGCAGAGGGGGUAGAGGAAGAGGGGUUAGAGGAAGAGGGGGUAGAGGAAGAGGGGGUAGAGGAAGAGGGGGUGGCAGAUGGAGGGGCGGUGAAGGAGCAAGUGGCGGAAGAGGGGGUGAUGGGGAAAAUGAAGAAACAGGCGGUGAAAGGGGAUUUAUCCCCUUUCACCGGUUUAAAUUUUUGCAAAGAAAAAAGAGGAUAGCCCCCUACAGAAGAUGGCUGCCAUUUGAAGAUUUUAUAAAGCGCAGGAGGGCAGCAGAGGUAUGUAUUUAUUGGUAUUUAUAUAUUGUUCCAGUUUUACUCCUUUUUCACACAUUUAGGGAAGAGGAGAGGAGGCGAUCCCGAAGAGGAGAGGAGGUGAUCCCGAAGUUGUUCCGGCGGCCGAGGUCGUCGCGGUGGCCGAGGUUGUUCCGGCGGCCGAGGUUGUUCCGGCGGCCGAGGUUGUUCCGGCGGCCGAGGUUGUUCCGGCGGCCGAGGUUGUUCCGGCGGCCGAGGUUGUUCCGGCGGCCGAGGUUGUUCCGGCGGCCGAGGUUGUUCCGGCGGCCGAGGUUGUUCCGGCGGCCGAGGUUGUUCCGGCGGCCGAGGUUGUUCUGGCGGCCGAGGUUGUUCCGGCGGCCGAGGUUGUCGCGGCGGUCGAAGUUGUUCCGGUGGCCGAAUAAUAAAUUUUAUAUAACAUUUUUGCAUUCAUUUUUAUGUUGUAGAAAACUAGAACAGUAUAUUUAAAUGUUAGUUUAAAAAUCAAAUUGUCAGCUGUUCCACCACGCACCCAUGAGGUCGCAUUGUAUGCGUGAUCGUUAGGUUUUCACAGCAUAA
Messenger RNA from Ciona intestinalis (vase tunicate), 884 nucleotides. The record is from RefSeq and is a predicted model, not a curated record. Lineage: Eukaryota; Metazoa; Chordata; Ascidiacea; Phlebobranchia; Cionidae.